CACAAACAUAAAACAUACAUAUAUACACAUAGAUCUAAAAAUAAAAAGGCUAAUCAUAAUGAGUUCCAAAGGAGAGAGUUCUAGUUAUACCGCGGACCGUAAGGUGAAGAAAGAAGCAGCGAGUGUGAUUCCCGUUAAGAGGAAGCUUGUCAAGACUAUGGCCUUCGAAGCCAUUAUCUCUGCCUUUUCUCCCUCCGGUAUUAGCCGGAUCACUGAUCACUCUAAAGGCGACGGCCACGGGAAGGGCAACGACGGGCGGAUCUGCCCCACUCAUCCUUGAGUGGUCCUUUUCUUGGGAUUUAGGAUAUUUGCGCCGCCAUGAUCUUUUGUAGGGUUGAUAUAUAUAUAAUAAUAUGUUGGUAAUCUCAUCGUGUAAGCUUUUGUAAUUCUGCUUCUCUUUGUGUUUCUGUUUUAAGUUGAAUGUUUCCAGCAACCGGUAGGGGUGAUUAUGUUGUCCUCUUUUGUAAAUAAACCACUUAAGUUGUGAUCAUUUUGAGGAGUUGUAUUUGUGGU
Molecule: messenger RNA, 513 nt
Organism: Eruca vesicaria subsp. sativa (arugula)
Lineage: Eukaryota; Viridiplantae; Streptophyta; Magnoliopsida; Brassicales; Brassicaceae
Source: the annotation of a GenBank genome assembly